Messenger RNA from Cyprinodon tularosa, 2060 nucleotides. RefSeq names its product glycoprotein hormone beta-5-like. NCBI's taxonomy places the organism in Eukaryota, Metazoa, Chordata, Actinopteri, Cyprinodontiformes, Cyprinodontidae. The transcript has 4 exons. The coding region runs from base 194 to 610 and encodes 138 amino acids. Gene Ontology annotation, molecular function: hormone activity. Gene Ontology annotation, cellular component: extracellular region; cytoplasm. Gene Ontology annotation, biological process: regulation of thyroid hormone receptor signaling pathway; G protein-coupled receptor signaling pathway. The record is from RefSeq and is a predicted model, not a curated record.
ACAUGCAGAAAGGCCUCUGGGGGUUCAGAGAGUGAGCAGAACUUUAGCCAUUGAUUGGCCUGAGAGGAGAAGAUAAAAAGAGCUGGAUUGUUCUGUUAGAUCCAUCAGCAGCAGCUCAGGUCUGAGCUCCAUCAUCCAAAACAUCACAGCUGAGAGUUUAGAUCCCAGAGAGAAGCUGCUGGUCAGAGAGGAGAUGAUGCCGAGAAGGACAAAGAACCAGCGGAUUGCUACCCUGGUGCUGGGCUGGAUGCUGAUGACCUCUCUACCACCUCCCCCCUUACACCAUGUGUCGGCUGUCAACCUGCGGCAGUUCGUUGGAUGUGCAGUUCGAGAAUUCACCUUCCUGGCCAAGAAACCUGGCUGUGGUGGGCUGCACAUCACUACUGAUGCCUGCUGGGGGCGCUGUGAGACCUGGGAGAAGCCCGUCCUGGAGCCUCCUUUCAUAGAGUCCUACCAGCGAGUUUGUACCUACAACCUGAGCCGUCUGGUCACGGUGAAACUACCCAACUGCAGGAACAACAUGGACCCGACCUACACCUACCCUGUGGCCCUGAAAUGCUCCUGUGGCGUCUGUCUGACCAGUACCACUGAAUGCAUAACCUCUGUCUGAAGACUCAUCCAGACAGUCUUUCUUUUUUUUGUUGUUGAUAAAAUGUAUAUUUAGGCAAAUUGUGAGCUCACCAUUUAAUAUCAGGGUCGGACCUCACAGCUGUUUUAUAUUACGGGUUUAUCUGAAUGUCCUUAAGAUAAAAACGUCAAAUUGACAUGAACAUGAAGCUCAGGUUAGGUUCAGACUCCUUCUAUGCAAACAGUGGUGGUUGGCCAAUAGAGGGCACUAGAGUGCCGCCCCACCCACUCAAUGACCUUGAUAAAGACAUGAAAUGUACAUAUAUAUUUUUCAGAUGUGCAAGAAAAAUAUUUAAUCUUUAAUGCCAAUUAAAGCUGUUUCAUUCGUCGUCAGAUUGGUGACGUAUUUCCGCCUUGGGUGCAAAAAUCUCUGUAUCCUGGUUUCCCUGCCUCCUUUUUCAAAGGUCAGGAUCUGAGCCAGCAUGGAUAAAGACAGAUAGGACUGAUUUCAAGUACUUCAAUCUCUAACGUUAAAGUACAAUCUGGGAUUCACAUGGAAAAUAAUAUAAUAUUGUCUACUUUUUUCUACAUGUUUGUUCAUGUGCAUAGUUGCUCUUAAAUAAACACAUUCUCAGAAAAUAGUUUUUAUAUAUCGAAAACAUAUAAAGCUGACUAAUAGCUUCUGUAACCUCCAUCAGUCCUCCAGGUCAAAAUCAGCCUGAAAGGUUCAGUCUAUGUAGGUGAGGUUUUCUAGGAGACGUUUCUCCUCUCAUCCAAGAGGUUCUUCAGUUCUAACUAAUGGGGAGAACUGAGAUUGAUUACUUAAUAUACCUAAAUGCUAACAAUGAUGCUAAUACUCAUAAAUGUCUAAAAGCAGUAACUAAUUAUUAAUUAGGAUUAGAACAGAAGUAAAGUAAACGUGAAGACAGAACAGCAACAUUUAUCUUGUUUAAUAUAGAUUCCAUGAUGUUACAGCAGAUCUUCGCUUUUCGUUUUUAUACUUCUGUUCUGAUAUCCUGGUCAUGAACAUGGAGGGAGGUUUUUUUUUGGACAUUAAAUCCAGAAGAGUGUCCCCAUUACAGACAUGAUCUGAUCCAGCCUGGUGCCUGAGGAUGUUUGGUCCGAUGUUUGAAGGUUUCUGUAAAAACUGGACCUUAUCAGAAGGAGUUAGACCCUGAUAUUACAUUCCUGUUUGGUAUAGUAGAUGUUUUACAUAGUUUUCCUACUCAUGGUUUAUUACUAAAAAGUAUGGAGGCUAAUUCACAUCAGACAUUAUAAUUCCUAACAGAAAGAGCUCUGGUGGUGUCAAUAAGGCUGAAGCCAGCAAUCAUCAUUUUGAAAAAUGUUUUAAAUGGUGUAAUGGUUUGAUGAGGCAGCAGGAUGUGAUUCUGCAGAUCUAUAAAAAGCUUCUUUUAAAUGUUAUCUAGGACCUUUUCUGAAGCGUCAGAGCCCUUAGCCAUUCCUCUGGUCUGAAUAAAAUUAAAUUCUGUUAA